This is a messenger RNA of Prorocentrum cordatum, 1056 nucleotides long. The record is from the annotation of a GenBank genome assembly. NCBI's taxonomy places the organism in Eukaryota, Dinophyceae, Prorocentrales, Prorocentraceae.
AUGCUCGAGCUGCUGGCUGCGGGCCGGGCGGACCUGGCGGCCGCGGACCACGAAGGUGUUCAGGGCGCGCGGCCGCUUCACGUGGCCGCCGCCCGCGGCCACCGCGACGUCGCCGAGGUGCUCCGCGCGGCCGCUCGGGCUGCCAACCGCAGCUCGCUGCGCCGGCGCCGCGCCGAGAGGCGCCGCCGCCUCGCAGCCUUGGCCAAAAGGCGGCGAGCGUGCCCCGCACCCGUACACCCUCGCGGCCUGGACUGCGGGGGGGGUCAGAGGCUCGAGGUUCUGGCUGCCAGGGCGGGCGACCGGCACGUCGCAACGCAAAGGAAUGCAAAGGCGGAGGCCGCGCCGAUGGCCGAUGCGCCAGCGGAGCGGGAGGCAGCCGACGCUAGGCUUCAGGUGCCGAUGCUCUUCUCUGGAGGCAUCCUGGUCCUCACCGUCGCUGGCAAGGUGGGCGACGCGGCCGCGCCCGUGCUCGUGGCCGACUGGCCGGUCGCCCUCCUUGCGCUGAACGCCAACGAUUUGCACUGCGGACUGACGUCCGCCAGCGUACCGCUGGCUCUCGUUCGGUCUUCUGCCGUCCGGCGGCUGGCGGAGGAUCCGCUCUUCUUCUUCCUGGGCUGGAGGUACCGCGACCGAGCGCUGGGCUGGCUGCGCCGCCGCUCCCCUGGCGCCGCGGACGGUCUCGACCGUGCCGAGGCCCUCUUCCGCAGGGCGUCCUUCGCGGCGGUUCUCAUCGAGCCGGGCGCGGUGGUGUGCUGCCUGGCCGGCGCCGCCAGGAUGCAGCCGUUGACGUUCUGCACCCUCAACGUGUUGGGCACCGCCGCCCGCCUGCUGCUGAUACGCGGGCUCGGCGCGCUGUUCCCGCAGCAGCUGGACUACGUCCUCGGCCUCGUGCGGCUGUACCAGCGUUGGCUGCUCCUGGGGGCCGUGGCCCUUACCGCGGCCGGGGCCUGGAGGCUGCUGCGCUUGGGCGGCGGCGGGGGUGCGGCCGCGGGCGCGGCCGCGGGCGCGCCCGCAGGCGGCGUGGCGGCGCAGCACACUCGCGCCAAGGUGUCCUGA